Molecule: messenger RNA, 564 nt
Organism: Rotaria sp. Silwood2
Lineage: Eukaryota; Metazoa; Rotifera; Eurotatoria; Philodinida; Philodinidae
Source: the annotation of a GenBank genome assembly
AUGGAAAAUUACCCAUUGUUGGAGACGAUGUUGUCUUUUUACAAGUUGAUUCAAGCAAGUGAUGAAGAUUUAUUAAUGCUAACAUUCCAUUAUUGCUUGCUCACAAAUGGGUUUAAAGUUUCUUCUCCAAAUCAACCAAGUGAAAUUCUCAAUUUAAGCGAUGUUGAGAACUCGGUUCCCAUACAUUAUAUCUUUGAUGGUUUUAUUGUUAAAUGUGAUCAUAAUACUGUUGUCACUGAAAAGCCUCCUGAUAUUGAGUUUGGAACUAAUCAAGGUCGUGAAAUUGAAGAUGGCGUUUAUUCGGUUGAAAUCCAAAUAAACGGCGAUGCUUGGCCGUUUCUUGAAGAAUUCGUUAUCGAUGAUUAUUUGAAUAAGCAUACUGCUGGUACAACAAAUUCGGUGCAAAAUAUUAUUAAGGAUAUUCCUGGUUUUAUGGAAAAAUCGAUGAACGUGAUUUCGUCACUCAAAGAAUAUAUUAGAGAAAAUAAACAAAGACUUAUUGAUCAACAAGCUGAUCAUCAACAAACUGAUCAUCGACCACGCGACUGGCCUGUUGAUGCAUAA